This is a messenger RNA of Drechmeria coniospora, 792 nucleotides long. RefSeq lists its product as uncharacterized. Gene Ontology annotation, molecular function: RNA binding. Gene Ontology annotation, biological process: mRNA splicing, via spliceosome. The coding region runs from base 1 to 792 and encodes 263 amino acids. The record is from RefSeq and is a predicted model, not a curated record. Gene Ontology annotation, cellular component: cytoplasm; ASAP complex; nucleoplasm. NCBI's taxonomy places the organism in Eukaryota, Fungi, Ascomycota, Sordariomycetes, Hypocreales, Ophiocordycipitaceae. The transcript has 3 exons.
AUGGUUUCGCCAUCUCGCUCGCCGAUGUACUCUCGUGCUCGAUCUCGCACACGUUCGCCUACCCCUCGCUCCGCCGGUUCGCGCUCGCCUGUUCGCCGAGGUCGUUAUCGUGAUUCCCGCUCCCCCUCGCGAUCUCCGAGCCCGCGCGGCAACGGUCAUGGUCGGGGCUGGGACAGCCGGGAUCGCAGCCGAUCGCCCCCGCAAGGAGGCACAAAGAUUGUCGUCGAACGACUUACCAAGAAUGUCAACGAGGAGCAUAUCCGCGAGAUCUUUGGCCACUUUGGGCCCAUCGUCGACCUCGAUCUGCCCAUGAAUCGCGCAUUUGGCACAAACCGUGGUACCGCCUACAUUCUGUACGAGAACAGAACCGAUGCCGAGAUCGCCCUGGCCAACAUGCAUGAGAGCCAGGUUGAUGGAGCGAUCAUCAACGUCUCCAUCGUGCUGCCUCGACGGCUCAUGUCCCCCGACCCACCCCUCGCCCGCCGUGGUCUCUUUGACCCCGACCGUCGUGCCUCGCACAACACUGGCUCGGGAAGCUAUCACGACGUUGGUCGUGGCCCCCGCGCCAACCUCUACCGGCCCUCGUCCCGCUCUCGAUCUCCCUCUUGGGCGCCCCGAGAUGGCGGUCGUUAUCGCAGCCGCUCCUUCGACGGAUACCGUUCUCGAUCGCGAUCAAAGUCCCCUCGCCGGGAUGACGGCCGUUACAACGGCGAACCCCGUCGGCGAAGCCUCAGUCGUCGCAGCCUUAGCCGCGAGCGCUCCCUCAGCCCGCGACGUAACAACUAUCAUUGA